GCACAGAUCGGAUGAGUUUCAAAACCAAUUCAACUCGAACACCCUUACCAAAAACUCUGCUUCGUCCUUUCUUCAUCUGCCAUUCUAUAUCCAUCGUUGUCACUGUGUUUUCUCUAAUCUCUACCCACAAAUGCACGCAACACCACCACAGAUAUCAUUCUUUGAAACUCUGAUAUUGCAUCACCUAAGCUUCCAAUCCACAAUUUCUGAGUUACCAUCAACAUUCAUAAUUUAGGACAAACUUACCGUCUUUUUUCUUUUCUCCUUUUUCUAUUUUUUUUGCUAGUGUUCGAGGUCUCAAAUCAUUGAACCUUUAUUCUGCAAUUAACCAAGCUCUCCACAUUGCUUUAGACACUGAUCCACGUUCUUAUGUUUUCGGAGAAGAUGUGAGCUUUGGUGGGGUCUUCCGUUGUACAACAGGAUUAGCAGACAAAUUUGGGAAGAAAAGGGUUUUCAAUACUCCCUUAUGUGAACAAGGUAUCGUUGGCUUUGGCAUUGGUCUAGCGGCAAUGGGAAAUCGAGCCAUAGCAGAAAUUCAGUUUGCAGAUUACAUUUUUCCUGCUUUUGAUCAGAUUGUCAACGAAGCUGCUAAAUUCAGAUACCGAAGUGGGAACCAAUUUAAUUGUGGUGGUUUAACGAUUAGAGCCCCUUAUGGAGCUGUGGGCCAUGGUGGGCAUUACCAUUCUCAAUCCCCUGAGGCUUUUUUCUGUCAUGUUCCUGGUAUCAAAGUGGUCAUCCCUCGAAGUCCCCGAGAAGCAAAAGGGCUAUUGCUGUCUUGCAUUCGAGAUCCAAAUCCUAUCGUAUUUUUUGAACCGAAGUGGCUAUAUCGUUUGGCUGUUGAAGAAGUACCAGAGGAUGAUUACAUGUUGCCACUAUCCGAGGCAGAGGUGGUUCGGCAGGGAAGUGAUAUUACACUUGUUGGAUGGGGAGCUCAAUUAUCUAUAAUGGAACAAGCCUGUCUAGAUGCUGAAAAAGAAGGAAUUUCUUGUGAACUGAUAGAUCUGAAGACAUUAAUACCUUGGGAUAAGGAAACAGUGGAGGCCUCAGUUAACAAGACAGGAAGGCUACUUAUUAGUCAUGAAGCUCCGGUAACUGGAGGUUUUGGUGCUGAAAUCUCGGCUUCCAUUGUCGAACGUUGCUUCUCGAGGUUAGAAGCCCCUGUAGCGAGAAUCUGCGGUCUAGACACCCCUUUUCCUUUGGUGUUUGAGCCCUUCUACAUGCCAACCAAGAAUAAGAUAUUGGAUGCUAUUAAAUCAACUGUCGGUUACUGAUGAGCUUCAUUACAAUCUUUCAACCAUCUAUGUGAUCUUGAAUUGCAGAUAUUGCAUGAUCAUGUUUGGGACGAAAUGGAUUUGUAUAUGCAUUGCAGACCAUGGAAUCUGGAGAUUAAAUUAAUCAUGCCUUCUCCAAAUGUAGAACAUUUUUAAAAAAUAAUAAUAAUAAAGGAAAGAAUGAAUGAAACUUGAAAAUCAAUAACCAUACAUUCGCAUAUUAGUCCCAUCCUUGUAAUUCUAUAUAUAAUAGGAUUGUAUCACAUGAAAUAUUUAAAUGAGAAUGUGAGAAUACAUG
Arachis ipaensis is the source of this 1569-nucleotide messenger RNA. Its product is annotated as 2-oxoisovalerate dehydrogenase subunit beta 1, mitochondrial. Gene Ontology annotation, cellular component: oxoglutarate dehydrogenase complex. Gene Ontology annotation, biological process: response to nutrient; branched-chain amino acid catabolic process. Lineage: Eukaryota; Viridiplantae; Streptophyta; Magnoliopsida; Fabales; Fabaceae. The record is from RefSeq and is a predicted model, not a curated record.